Molecule: messenger RNA, 4006 nt
Organism: Sphaerodactylus townsendi
Lineage: Eukaryota; Metazoa; Chordata; Lepidosauria; Squamata; Sphaerodactylidae
Gene: RIPK4
Product: receptor interacting serine/threonine kinase 4
Exons: 8
Coding region: 72-2441 (789 amino acids)
Biological process (GO): protein phosphorylation
Molecular function (GO): protein kinase activity; protein binding; ATP binding
Source: RefSeq, a predicted model, not a curated record
AGGGACGGAGAGGUUAGCCAGUUCAGAGGCUCAAGCCAGCCUGUCACACUGGGGGACAGCCAGGGAGCCCCAUGGAGAAGGAGGGUGGCUCCUCGUGGGCCAUGGGGCUGCUGAAAACCUUUGACUCCAAUGAGUUCGUCAGCUGGGAGAAGAUUGGCUCCGGUGGCUUCGGCCAGGUUUACAAGGUCCGCCACAUCCACUGGAAAACAUGGCUCGCUAUCAAGUGCUCGCCCAGCCUGCAUGUGGAUGAGAAAGAACGUAUGGAACUGUUGGAAGAAGCCAAGAAAAUGGAAAUGGCAAAGUUUCGCUACAUUCUCCCAGUUUAUGGCAUCUGUAAGGAACCAGUGGGGUUGGUCAUGGAAUAUAUGGAGACGGGGUCAUUGGAGAAGCUCCUGGCUUCAGAACCAUUGCCUUGGAAACUGCGCUUCAGAAUCAUCCACGAGACAGCUGUGGGCAUGAACUUUCUUCAUUGUAUGUCCCCACCCCUGCUACAUCUGGAUCUCAAGCCUGCAAACAUAUUACUUGAUGCCCAUUAUCAUGUUAAGAUUUCUGACUUUGGAUUAGCCAAGUGCAAUGGACUUUCUCAUUCUCACAAUCUCAGCAUAGAUGGACUUUGUGGCACUAUUGCCUACUUGCCUCCCGAACGCAUUAAAGAGAAGACCAGAUAUUUUGACACCAAGCAUGAUGUCUACAGUUUUUCCAUUGUUAUUUGGGGAGUCCUCACACAGAAGAAACCUUUUUCAGAAGAAAAGAACAUUCUGCAUAUUAUGGUGAAAGUAGUUAAUGGUCACCGUCCAGAACUGCCAGUUCUCUCCAAAUCUAGCCCUCGGGCCUGUAAUCAUUUGAUCAAACUGAUGCAGAGGUGCUGGCAGGAUGACCCUAGCAAGAGACCAACAUUUCAAGAAAUCACUUCUGAGACAGAAGAUCUUUAUGAAAAACCAGAACAUGAAAAUAAGGAGAUGAUGGUUGAGGAUGAUGCAAAAAACACUCAGGUGUUGUUCUCCAAGGAGAUGUCUGUGUUACGCCAGCUAAAACAAGAGUCUGAUCCCACGUCAGUGAAGGAUUUUAGUCUCUCAGAGUUGUUGUCCCAGCUUGAUUCAGGAAUUGCCCAGACAGGAGAGCCUGAAGAGCUGAGCCGCAGUGCUUCUGAGUCUAGGCUUGCAUCCAGCGACAAGAGGCUUUCUGGAGUGUCUUCUGUGGACUCUGCAUUUUCAUCACGAGGAUCCCUGUCACUGUCAUUUGAGAGAGAGAUUUCUGGAAGUGAUAUUGGCACAACUGAUAUCCAAAAGAGAAAGCUGGCAGAGGCAAUCAUAUCUGGGGACACAGGCAAACUGAUGAAGAUCCUUCAGCCUCAGGAUGUCGACCUUGUUUUAGAUGGGAACUCUAGCCUUCUGCAUCUGGCAGUUGAGUCAGGCCAAGAAGAAUGUGUCAAGUGGCUUCUCUUGUAUAACGCAAACCCCAAUCUGACCAACAAGAGAGGCUCUACCCCCCUUCAUGCAGCUAUAGAGAGAAAGAAUAAAAGCAUUGUGGAGCUGCUUCUGGCAAGGAAAAUCAAUGUGAAUGCAAAAGACGAGGACCAGUGGACAGCCCUUCACUUUGCUGCCCAGAAUGGUGAUGAGUUUAGCACAAGGAUGCUGCUUGAGAAGAAUUCUUUGCUGAAUGAAGUGGACUUUGAAGGGAGAGCUCCGAUCCACAUUGCCUGCCAGCAUGGUCAAGAGAACAUUGUGCGCAUCUUUCUGAGAAAAGGGGUUGACAUAGAUGUGAAAGGGAAGGAUAACUGGGUGCCUCUGCAUUAUGCUGCCUGGCAGGGUCACCUGCCUAUUGUAAAACUUCUGGCCAAGCAGCCAGGGGUAAACGUGAAUGCACAGACACUGGAUGGAAGAACCCCACUGCACCUGGCAGCUCAGAGAGGGCAUUACAGAGUGGCCCGUAUACUUGUAGAGCUGCAGUCUGGUGUCAAUAUCAGGAACGUGUUUCUUCACACUGCUCUCCACAUAGCUGCUGAAACUGGUCACACCAGUACUUCCAGGCUGCUUCUCAACCGAGGAGCAGAUGUCGAAGCGGCAACAGCAGAAGGGCACACUGCACUCCACCUGGCAGCUCGCAAUGGCCACUUAUCUACAGUGAAGCUCCUAACUGAGGAAGGUGCCAAUGUCCUGGCUAGGGGCCCUUUGAACAGGACGGCGCUCCACCUUGCUGCUGAAAAUGGACACGACGAAGUUGUACAAGAACUGGUCAACUCAGAAAAUAUAAAUGACCCCGACGGGGAGGGACUGAUGGCUUUACAUCUUGCAGCAAAAGGUGGACACACACAUGCGGUUGAGGUUCUCUUAAAGCAUGGCGCCCUCACCAGUGCACAAAGCCUUGCAUUUCAGACCCCAUUGCAGCUGGCUAAGCAGAGUGGGAACAGUGCCGUUAUCAUGCUUCUCACUGAGACAUAAGCAAACAGGUGCUGCUGGCUGAAGUUUAAUCUUUCCAGUGAGACUGUGGAAGCCUACCUUUGGGCAGGGUCCUGCCAAACUGCUACUGUGGGACAUAUCUCUGCUUACCUUUUGUGGGCGAAUCUGAAUUCAAACCACAUGGAAGCUACCUGAUAAUGUAGCAGUGCAGUCAAAUGAACUGAGUCACUAAGCGAGCAGGAACCAGCAAAAUCAUGGUGGGCGCAGUCUGCUACUUUUUUAUAAUGCUGAGCUGGGCAAGACAUGUAACGAUAUCGUACUUCAGCAAAGAAGGGCAUGUCUUACUCUGAGGUGUGAGGAACAUCUUUAAAUAAGGUUAAGCAGAUGCUUGUCUCUGUUUUUAAAAUGUAGAGUCCAUUAUCUAAUAUUUCAAUUUUUAUAGUCAUACCAUUGAUAGGAGGGCAUAAUGUCACUCUAGAAGAUUUUUGAAAUAGUUUGUUUGCAUAUUUUAAUUAUGCAAAAGUUAAUCUGAAAAUUGGCAUUGAUGCAUGAAACGUAGUCUUAAUCUGUUCUUGAAAUAUCUUAAAGUAUCUUAAAGCACAAGAUAUGAUGGGGCAAGUAAGAUAGAAUUUUGAUUCCUUGCAUUUUGGGGUUCUCAGAUGGUCACAGUUUUUCCAUGGUCGUCAUUGGCUAGUGCUUGCAAUAAGAACUGUAAGUACCUUAAUUCUAACGAAGGGGGUGUUGCAUAGAAAUUGAUUCCUGAAAUACUGGCACUAGCUUGUGUCUGUAUAGGGCAUAUAUUGGGGGUGAGCGUUAUUAACACUGGAAACCAGGGCCAGAAGGCAACUUGGAGCUCACAAAAGCAGGUAGAGGGCCCUGCGUGACACUCUCUCCCUCUUAAUGGUCCUUGGUGGUUGUGCUGUUUUAAUCGUUUUUCAUAGAGGUCCUCAGACCUCUACCGAUGGUCCUGAAACAUUAAGCAACUUAAGACCCAGAUGAAAAACUUCAUCUUGUGCCCCCAGGUGCAUCUCCGGUGCAUAUGGACGGGAUCACUGAAUGUUACUGUGAAUGGAAUGAAAUGUAAGGAGGGGGGUCAAGUGGUUGAAUAUAUGAAGCUCCUUAUACUUAAUCAAUUGGUCUAUGAAGUCAGUAAGUCUACCCUUGACUGGCAACAGCUCUCCAAGGUUUCAGGCAGAGAUCUUCCACGGUACCUAAAACCUGAUCUUCCUGACUGGAGAUGGUGCAGAUUGAAUCUGGGACUGUCUGCAUGCAAACUGGAUGCUCUCCCACUGAGCCAUGGACCCGUCCCAUGAGGAAAACACUUAAGUGUCAAAAAACUAUAAUAGACGAAAAACAAGAGCAGAUUUACAUGGUGUAGAUUACAGAACCACAUGUACAGUAUACUGAAUGAAUUAGCUGAAUUGACAGGCUAUUAUAAAAUAUACUGUGUAUAUAGUAUUUCAGUCCAUUUUAUGUGGUUUUUCUACUACAGAAAAUUGAGGCUGUUUAGAUUUGGGUAUGUUUUAAUACACCAUUUUAAUGUUCGCUUUCAGAGUUUGAAUGUGAUUUGUUUUAUCAGGUGUUUAUCAAUAAAAGAGUUUGUUCUA